AAAUUUUGCCCAUUAACUUCGAUCUGGUAGGUUUCCACCGUCGCUCGGUUGGUUGCGUCCCCCUCCGAGUAACCGAGAAGGAUCGCGAGAGGUAGAACCCUACGGCCGUCGUCUUCCCUCCUCUCUUUCUACUCAAACGCGAUCCGAAGCACACAGGCGAGGGGACGGUAGAGGUAGGUAGGUAGGCGAAGGAACUAUUCAGUGAUGACAUCUACUCUAAACCUCGACGAUGAAGAUGAUUUUGGAGGAGACGUUCCUGGAAGCCAGAGUAGUACCAAACAUUCAGAUGGUAAGAGAAAGUUUGGAGAUCUCGAUGAAGAAGAAGAGGAUUUAUUUGGUCGUAAGGGAAAACCAAAAAUAGAAGAAAGUGGACCUGGAAUGACCACUGGAAUGAUUUUGUCUCUGCGUGAAAGUUUGCAGAAUUGUAAAGAUAAUCUUGCAUCAUCCCAGCAAGAGUUAGAAGUUGCUAAAUCAGAGAUUCAAAAAUGGCAUUCUGCCUUUCAGUAUCGACCAGCCACUCCAACUGGAAUGUCUCCAGAACCUGGAUUGGUGUUAACUUAUCUCCAGAACUUAAAGUCUUCUGAAGAAUCCUUAAAGGAACAGCUAGAGAAAGCUAAGAAAAGAGAGGCUGCGUUUAUUGUCACUUUUGCAAAAAGAGAGCAGGAAAUUGCUGAUCUCAAGUCUGCGGUUCGAGACUUGAAGACUCAGCUGAGACCGCCGUCAAUGCAGACAAGGCGAUUAUUACUUGAUCCUGCCAUACAUGAGGAGUUUACUCGUCUAAAGAAUUUGGUUGAAGAGAAAGAGAAAAAAAUCAAAGAAUUGCAAGACAAUCUUGCUGCUGUCAACUUUACUGCUUCCAGUAAGCUUGGAAAAAUGUUAAUGUCAAAGUGUAGAACAUUACAGGAGGAGAAUGAGGAGAUUGGGGCUAUGGCAUCUGAAGGCAAAAUCCAUGAAUUGGGAAUGAAGAUCUCAGUACUUAAGUCUCAAAAUGCAGAACUAAGAAACCAAUUUGAAGCAUUAUACAAGCACAUGGAAGGCCUAACAAAUGAUGUUGAAAGUUCAAAUGAAAUGGUUUAUAUCUUGCAAGAGAAACUGGAAGCGAAGGAUUUGGAACUGAGAAAGUUGAAGGAAUCACUUUCCCAGAAAGAAGAAGAAACUGAGGAAAAAGACGCAGAUGACAACUGCGAUGCCAACACCGAAAUCACCGAUGCCGAAGCUGACAAAGAAGUAGCCACCGAAAUUAAUUCUCCUGAAAUCGAGGUGUAAGAUUUCAAGCACAAGUGUUCUCUUCGUAUACGAGAAAGUGUCAGAUGACUAGCGAAACAGCAGCUAAUAUGCCCUCGGAGCGUGAUUUUCUCGAGGGCAGUUGAUUUAUUAAUGGCCUUCUAGAGCAAUUUUUAUGUCUCAUCUGCAGCUAAAAGUGCUCUGAUAAAGGGUUUCUGCUCAAAGGAACAAAUGUUUCAGGUGUUUAACUAAUUCUUUAGUAGGGCAAUGAGGACUUAUCUGUCGAUUUCUAAGUUAUCAUAUUGUCAAUUGGAUCGAUGUAGUCCAUGUUUGAACGAUGAACAGGCAUUCCUUUUCUCUUUUAUAGCUAGUUAUGGGUUGAAGUUGAACA
Molecule: messenger RNA, 1615 nt
Organism: Zingiber officinale
Lineage: Eukaryota; Viridiplantae; Streptophyta; Magnoliopsida; Zingiberales; Zingiberaceae
Product: FKBP12-interacting protein of 37 kDa
Exons: 15
Coding region: 205-1266 (353 amino acids)
Biological process (GO): regulation of alternative mRNA splicing, via spliceosome
Cellular component (GO): nucleus
Source: RefSeq, a predicted model, not a curated record